ACAUCUUUGCAUUCCCAUUUGUUGGCGCCAAUUUCAACAAAUUAAACCGACUCUUAACUAACUAAUGAACUACAUAUACUCUUACGCUGCUCACAUAACAGUCACAGACAGAUCCCAGUUCACAGAAAAGAGAAAAAAAAAGGAUUCAAGAAACUGUUCUCUAUAGCUAAGCUUUGUGUAGAGAAGAGAUAAUUGAUUAAAGAUGUUCAACAAAUUGCUAAGUUGGAAGAAGAAAAUGGAUGAAUUCAUGUUGAACCUUCUUAGUCGAAACCAAGUUGCGUACAUGCAUGAUUCUGAAGGUCAACCACGUGGAUGGGUGACAAGAGGAAUAAGACUAAUCAACUGGAUUCUUCUUGUCUUAACUUUCGGCUUUGUCGCCCUUCUUACUUUCUGGUUCUUCACUUCUGUACUGAAAUUGAUGGGAAGUGCACGUGGAAGUGGAAGAAUAACCGCUUUCAACAACAAUCCAUGGACUGACAAUGAUACUCUUUAUACACUAUCAAUCUUAACAUCAUCACCAGAGACAACUGAUCAAAAUGUCAAAACUCCAGUGAAGCAAAUUGAGUAUGUGAAAGAAACUGAUGAACUUCACAUUGUCUCUUUAGCAUCAACAGAAAUAACAGCUGGAUAUAGAACUCGUCCAAAAUUACAUUGUGCCUUACCAUAUGACGAUGAGACCACAUGUCACCCAUUACAACAGCUAACAAAUAAUCUUGAUGCAUUGUCGCCGAUUGUGGAAAGUCCUGACAGAAAUCCAACUUGGUCUGAAGUUGAAACUAAUGGAGCUAGCUGCUUGGCGGUCGACCUGGCUGAGGAAAUGAAUACUGAAAUUGAGCAAAAUUGAUUGAAGGUGCUAUAGUAGUAUUCUGUUUUCACUGUUAUGCUAGAAGUUGAUAGGUUCUACUAGUAGGCUUCUCUAUAAUAAACUUUUACUAGUACUGUCAAACUGUGGAUAUGCAAUCGAAUAUGUGACUCUUUGUACUAGAACUGUUUAUAUAAGUGAAUGAAAAAGAGUCUUGCUAUUGGUUUAAUUGAAAUGAGUAUUCAUGGUCAUUUUAGUAUUGCUCUGUAGCUAUCUAUCUAAGUGCCAACGAUGUUAAAAGGAGUAGUGUAGUAAUAAAGGUUGUCAAGAUCACA
This is a messenger RNA of Lycium ferocissimum, 1137 nucleotides long. RefSeq lists its product as uncharacterized. Bases 203 to 844 code for a protein of 213 amino acids. NCBI's taxonomy places the organism in Eukaryota, Viridiplantae, Streptophyta, Magnoliopsida, Solanales, Solanaceae. The transcript is spliced from 2 exons. The record is from RefSeq and is a predicted model, not a curated record.